Molecule: messenger RNA, 4310 nt
Organism: Homo sapiens (human)
Lineage: Eukaryota; Metazoa; Chordata; Mammalia; Primates; Hominidae
Gene: TMPPE
Product: transmembrane protein with metallophosphoesterase domain
Exons: 2
Coding region: 537-1898 (453 amino acids)
Cellular component (GO): membrane
Molecular function (GO): hydrolase activity
Source: RefSeq, marked validated
AGUCAAGUGACGCGAAGCGGCCGGCCUGGGCGCCGACUGCAGAGCCGGGAGGCUGGUGGUCAUGCCGGGGUUCCUGGUUCGCAUCCUCCCUCUGUUGCUGGUUCUGCUGCUUCUGGGCCCUACGCGCGGCUUGCGCGUAAGUCUGCGGGACCCGGGUACGGGGAGGCAUUGCUAGGGGACAGGCUGGCGGGGAACCGGGCUGGGGUCGCAGCCACCCGCGGUCCCGCAGGGCGGGGAGCCUGAGCCCCGAAGUGCCCCCCAGCAGGCUCGCGGCCGGCGGAACGCAGGCAGUGGACCGGCCUUCCCGUCGGGGGCGGGCCGGGCGGGGCGCGCGUCCUUCCAGGCAGCUCGGUCGCUUGUGCGUUCCGCUCCGGCCGCCCUUUGCGCUUGGAUCCACUUCCCCAUCUGUAACGAGGUGUUGAGACGAGGCGGAGUUGACCUGGAAACCUCUCCUUGGCCACUGUCCUUUCUAAGGAACUCAUUUCCAGAGUCCACCAGCACAGAACUGGUGGGGGAGCCUACUAGGAGCAGAGAAAAUGGCCAUCUUCAGGCAGCUGUCCCUAGGCGCGAAGGCCACCCUGGCUGCUGUCACUGUCUUCGUGUCCAUGAUCGCCUCCCGCUCGUAUCUGGCAGAGAGCCUUGAGCUCAGGGCCUGGCGUUGGCUGCUUCGCUUGCAGCUUGCCCUGUUUGUCAACUCGCUCUUGCUCAUUGGCUCCCUCUACAUUUGGCGCAGCACAGUGAGCAACCUCUGCCACUCCCCAGCUGCAGAGUCAACCUGUUUUCAGCUUUGGAAGGUGGUGGUUCUGGCAUUUCUGGCCCUGGCCCAUUCCAGUUUCUUUACCAUGUUCUUUUUAGUGGCCGAAGAGCCCUAUCUCUUUUCCUUGGCGGCCUACUCCUGCCUGGGUGCUUACAUCAUCAUGCUCUUCUUCCUCUUCAUCCUCAGCGGCAUGGAGCAGGCCUACCAGCUCUUGGCCUGGCGCAGUGGUAGGGUCGUGGGCAGCCUUGAGAAGACAAGGAAGCUCGUGCUCAGGCCUGCCCUGGCAGUGGGAGUGACUGCUGUGCUCAGCGUGGCCGGGAUUCUGAAUGCCGCGCAGCCCCCGGCUGUGAAAACUGUGGAGGUGCCCAUCCAUCAGCUGCCUGCCUCAAUGAACAACCUCAAGAUCGUGCUCCUCUCAGACAUUCACUUGGGCCCCACAGUGGGCAGGACCAAGAUGGAAAUGUUUGUGAGGAUGGUGAAUGUGCUGGAACCAGACAUCACGGUGAUUGUGGGUGACCUCUCCGACUCAGAAGCCUCGGUCCUGCGGACGGCUGUCGCUCCUCUGGGCCAGCUUCAUUCACAUCUCGGUGCCUACUUCGUCACAGGCAAUCAUGAGUACUACACGUCAGAUGUCAGCAACUGGUUUGCACUUCUGGAAUCCCUGCAUGUCCAGCCUCUUCAUAAUGAGAACGUGAAGAUUUCCGCCACACGGGCCCAACGUGGUGGUGGUGGCAGUGGCAGUGGGAGUGAGGAUGAGGACUGGAUCUGCUUGGCUGGGGUGGACGAUAUUGAAGCAGACAUCCUGCACUACUCUGGCCAUGGCAUGGAUCUUGACAAGGCCCUGGAGGGCUGCAGCCCAGACCACACAAUCAUCUUGCUAGCUCACCAGCCCCUGGCUGCCAAGAGAGCUCUCCAGGCUCGGCCAGAUAUUAACCUGAUCCUUUCUGGGCACACACAUGCUGGGCAGAUCUUCCCCUUGAACGUAGCAGCCUAUCUCCUGAAUCCCUUCUUUGCUGGUCUCUACCAGGUGGCCCAGGCUACAUUCGUGUAUGUCAGCCCAGGCACAGCCUACUACGGGAUACCCAUGAGGCUGGGUAGCAGGGCCGAGAUCACAGAGCUCAUCCUGCAGCGGUCUCCCUGAACUGGCCCUGCCCUGUGCACCUCUGCCCUGCCCUUGUCCUCGACCCUCCAUCCUGCUUCAGAGUGGUUUGCCUGCUUUUCCCCUCCAGCCUUGCCCACUCAUCCUUGCCUACACACCCUUGGUCACAAGCCUGACUCAAACAGUGACUUAUGGUGGGCCUGCCUGGCAUGUUCAGGCUGGUUUAACUAUUUCCUUGGCCAGUUGCUUUUUUUGAUGCACUUGUGAGAUCACUAAGGUCACAUAUAUUAGCACUCCCCUCUAUUUUCCAGAUGAUGUGGAAUGGGGACCUUCUCCUGCAGAGCUCCCAGGGAUGAACCUCCCCUCGGGGUUGCUAGAAAGGCAUACCUCUAGAAGGUGGGGCGGGGAGGAGCAGGAGCAUUUUUCUCCUGGUGUUUUAAAAUUGUCUUUAGGACUUAAGUGGUUUCCAGAAUCAUUGAUCCAGAGCCUUUCUGGGGAAGGGGUAGUGUUGCCAGGUAAUUUGGGAGAACAGGCAAGAUGGAAGGGCCCUCUGGCUGCUAGAGAAGAAUAUUUUCUUUUCCUCUGAUUCUAUCAGGAUCACCUCUAUUGAGGGCAUCAGCAAAAUCUACUGGAAUGCAAAGCUCCUCCUGUUCCAGGCCUUGAGGGAUGCUAUUUAACUGUCUGUGCUCCUGGGCCUUUGGGGGCAAGGUCAGGGGAGAAGAACGGUGGGCGCCAUGGUCGGUGAUGGUGAGAACAUGGCUGCUUAGGAAUUCAGAGGGCUUUGCCUCCCUUGUCUCAUUUUAUACAACCCUUCGGGGAGCUCACUGGGGACAGGCUGCUUUUCCCUAUUUGGAGAUAAGGAAACCAAGGCAAAGAGAGAUAGGGCACAGGCAGUAUGACAAGAUAUGUAGGAGAUUUGGGGCUAGAAACCAGGUCUUGUACCUCCCAGUAAAAGCGGUGCUUUUGCCCUUUUGCCAGAAGCAAUAGAUCCUUUGAUCCUGAGAUGGAGAUAAGCACCCGUGUUAGAAAAGGCCUCACUGAGAAGACAGGGCUGGGCUGGUUUCCUGCUGGGUGAUUUAGGCUUGUGAUGGAAAGUCUUCCUCCAAUGGGGAGUGAAGACACUCGCUCUGACUGGAGAGGCUAACCCUGCUGCUCACUCAUAGGGCAGCGUUGGGUGGGUGACUUUCCCUCACUCAGCCUUGGUUUCCAUCAACCCUAAAAUGGGGAUAAUUAUCGUAUCUACCUCAAGAUUGUUUUGUCAGGAGGGAUCCAUCAAGCCUUGUGCAUGAGUUCCACAUGGCACAGCGUGCACAGUAAACACUCAAUGUUAAUUUUUCAACGUUCCAGUGGAGCUUGCUAAGGAACUCUGUUGGGCACAGGUGCCCAGAGGAUUCAUGGAGCAGCCAGUCCUGGGGAAUGUGAGUGGGUAGCGAGCUGCCUGCUGCUGGGGCAGGUGAUGUGUCAAAGCAGCAACUGCUAGGGGUUUGCCUUCCUUCCCUCAUGUGCAUUCUGGCAGGCAAAGGGGGUUUCUUCCUUUCCUCCUUGUCCUCCUGGUGUAUAGUGGGGUUCUGGGGGAUCUGGAGACCACCCUUUUUGUUCCCAGGCAGCCACGGUAUUGACAGUGGGCCAUACCAUGCAGUUUAAAAUGUAUCUUUGAGUUGAAAUUUUGGUGGUUUCCUUAUUCUUUUUUCUCUCUUCACUGUCCUUCCAAACUCACUUUUCUUGUGUCCCGACCGCAUUUUGUGAAUCAUCCUUACUCCCUUUAAGUUCUCGCUUUGGAUUUCACCAGGUGGGCUAGAUGGUGCCAUUUCACUUCCACUGUUUGAUGCGGCUGGUAAUGUUUGACUCACCUGUUACGUGUUAUUUCACUGGUUUCUUGAUUUUACAUCUUUCUCAUCAGUGACCUGGGCUUGAUGAAAUUAGCUUUCAUUAAGUCCUAUUUUUUUUUUAAUUUUGCAUCCUUACCUCUUUUCUUUCUCUUGAAUGCCAUCAUUGUGUGGUCUUAUGUACCCUUCAUCCACUCUGAAGUCCUUGCUUGACUGAUUGCUUUCUAUUAGCAGAAAGAAAACAGGUCCAUCCUAUGUAUCUGAGAAACAACAUCAACACCCUCUCGUAUGUGGUUUGUAUUCCCUGACGCGGCGGACAUUUUUGCAGCAGAAAUUUCUCCAUCACUGUCCAGAUUCUGGCCCUGGUGGGCAGGUCUCCAUGACACCUUUAGUCCCUUUGUUCAACAUUCUUAAACCAUGGACCUUUUUGUUUGUUUGUGGCCGGGGGAGGUGGUGAGAAACGUUACUUGAAGCUUGAUCAUUCUUUCAAUUUCAUUUGUUUCUUUAUUUUUAAUCUGUUAGAUGCAAAUUGAAAUGCAAUGCUUUUUGAAAAUCAGCAAUAGUGUCUGUAGUAUAUGAUGCUGUCACAAAAUCUCAAUAAAUUGAUCCUGCUGCCAUUCCUUCCAAA